AUGGUCGGACGUCAAAAGAUAAGACGCGGUCGCGGUACCGCUCGGAGAACUGUUUCUCGGUCGCCUGUGAUCGGUGACACCGCUUCUAAUAUAAACAAGAACAUCAAUAACAACAACAAUAACAACGAUAUCACCACCAACCAUACCCCUCUCGCCCCACCUCCCGCUCUGCUAGAAGAACAACCUCAGGCUGCCCCUAAACUUAUGCCGAAGCUUCCAUCCUCCGGUGGCAGCUCUAAAAGGAAAUUCGACGAUAUUGCAGAAGUUUCUUGGGACAGCGCAGAUGACAAACCGUUACCAGAAGUUUCUUUUUCCGCCAAUGCUUCAAUCGUGACCGUAUCGGAGCGCCCCUCCAGAAGGGUCCGGUCAACCUAUACACUUGCUGCUAGUAUCGCCUCUAUCGAAAAAACAACUGGCACUCGCUCGCGACGAGCUGCUACUCUUGAGAAAUCGGUUACUAGGAAUCCAUUAUCAUCAGGCUUCUCGAAACCGAACGACAGCGAAAAAUUGGUUGUAAAGGCUCGUGAUGGUCGGGAAUGCUGGCUUUGUUCGCAAUCGAACACUGUUAUGUUAGAGACAGCUCACAAUGUUGUCGCCUCUAAUCGUGAUCUCUUCCUUAAUUAUCGUGAUACCGUGGGAAUUUUCCCUCCAAACCUUCGACAUCUGGCAUCUCCCCAUAAUCUCGUCACUCUCUGCAGGAACUGCCAUUGUGUGUACGAUUGCCAGCAACCUCGCUGGAUUAUCCUCCCAACAAACCUCCAAUACUUUAUCGAUCACGAAACCGCAGACUACGAAUCACGAAUCAAAGCGGCUUCGGAAGGUCUUGUAAAACCCCGAAGUGUACCGACAGCUAUCCAAUACACCACGGCUUCCCCGACGAACCUCUAUAUGCCCUACUUCUUUGAAGAGUCCGUGAUGCCGAGGAUGGAUACUAAAGAUGUGGAUAGCCGGUUCCCGAGGGCUUAUGGUGGCGCGCCCACGACAAUGAUUUUGAAAGCGGGGCUUGGAAUAAAUCAGCCAAAAAUAAAGGGACCUAAGAGCUCGUCUCCGCCAUUUGCCACUGGUAUUCCCGCCACUGUUCGGCAUCAGGUUACAGCCCUAUUUGAGCUCUGGGACAGAGAUCCGCCGUCGCCGAGGAAACAGCCAAAUCCUGCCGCGAAGGCUUGCAUUAAGGAAGAAGACCAGCCACCAGGGUCAGAAGAUGAUGAGAACAGCCAAAGCGGUACGAAGAAGAGAAAAUCUAGACCCAAUGCUUCAUGGAAGAAGAGGAAGACACCUCCAUCACAGACGGUAGAGGAAGAUCAUCAAGACGAGCUAGCCGAUAUAUGUGCACCCACAAAAAAGAAAGCUAGGAUUGCACCAGCAGAUAGGGCUGAUCAUUCUCCUGCCUCCCAAGCAACAACAGCUGCUACCAAGUCUGCUAGCCAAGACUCUCAAUUCUCCUCCGUCGAGAGGAGGUACAAUCUUCGCUCGCAGUACCGAACCCCACCCACAUCUCCCGAAUUUACAAACACGGCUCUUGUCAAAAAGGCUUCUCGCAAGUUGAAUGCCGUAACCACCAAAAAAAACCUUACUAAAAUCAACCGGGCUGGUUCUUCCAGUCGUGAGAGUGUUCUCGCGAAGCAGACAAAAAGAAAGAUUGCUAAAACUAAAUCGACUAAGAAAACCUCCAAGAAAGAUGAAAAGAAGACGCGUUCUAAAUCGCCAAAGGGGAAGGCAGCAGCUAUAGCACCUCUCACCCCAAAAUCACACCCCAGCCCUAACGAUCCGAUGCGAGGCAAUGCCGUGGCCAAUGCUGUGAAAGCAGCAACCAAGAAGCAAGCUCUUGGAGAAUCACCACUGCAGCAAAGUGUUAAGCGUAGUGCCGCUUCUUUGUUCGCAGAUGUCGCAGGAACUACUUCUGCGGAAGCCUUCUCCCUCGCCGAAGGUACUGGUGCCACCAAGAAGAGUAUUAGCAAAAAUAUAUCCAGUCUAGCACAACGUCUACCACCCGCCCAGUUUGAUGAGAAUCUGCCGGGCGAGGAAAUGGCGGAUUUCAAUAGUGCUGCGAGCAAUGUUGAUUCACUUGACCCUCAAUCUGGUGAUUCUGACAAGGGUUGUGAAGAUGAGCACGACGAUGGUUAUGCUUCGGAUAGUGGGAGCGAACGGCCCGAUAAACAAGACUGGGCUUGGGGGCCUGAGAAUACAGCCAACGACGUAGUUGAAGCCUGCGUUGGAUGGUUUGGUGUUGGGACUGUCGGGAAUAUUGCUGAAUAA
This is a messenger RNA of Orbilia oligospora ATCC 24927, 2256 nucleotides long. RefSeq lists its product as uncharacterized. The record is from RefSeq and is a predicted model, not a curated record. The coding region runs from base 1 to 2256 and encodes 751 amino acids. Lineage: Eukaryota; Fungi; Ascomycota; Orbiliomycetes; Orbiliales; Orbiliaceae. The transcript has 2 exons.